AUGUGCAAGGUAACGAAAUUCGCCUUCCCCUUCUUGGCCGUCUUGGGCCUCUGCGCCCUCAUCGCAGCGUGGGCCAUCAACAUGUCCCUUGGUGGCCUACACGCCCUCCACGUCUGGGCCUGCGACAACAUCCUUCCCAGCAGCGGACUCUUCUUCAGCGACUGGUGCUCUAGCACCGCCACCAACAACAUCAACCCAGCUCCCCAUCCUCCUCCUCCUCCUCCUCCUCCUCCUCCUCCUCCUCCUCCUCCUCCUCCUCCUCGCGGUCGUGGUCGUCCUCUUCCAGCAGGCACAAUGACGCGAAUCCCGUCCUCCUCUGCCUGGAACCAACUGACACCCGCAGAGUCGUCCCUACUCCAGAAGCCAGACCGCCAUUUCUGUGUUUUCGACUUUGGCGACCUGCUUGGAGGCAUGGCCGACGAGCAGCAGACGUACAUGAUGGACCGACAGCGGGAGGCAUUUGCCGCCAUGCGCAAGGCCAGUUCUAUUGUAGGGCAGCUGCAGGAGACUGGACGCAGACAGGCGCGCAUUGUAGAGCGCGCCCAGGAUAAGAUAAUAGGUCUAGUAGCUGUAGUGGAUGACGCUGCUGCCCUAUUGCCUACGCAUUAUCUUCCUCAUCCUCCUCCUCAUCCUCCUUCUCCUCCUACGCCCCCUCCGCUACUGGCCUGGUUCAGCCCUAGUUGGCUUUGGAGUCUGUUUGCUGAGACGGACCCUACUUUACCACCGCCGCCACCACCACCAACACCACCGCCAGUGUCUCUCAGUCUCGAGGGGCCCAUCUAG
Messenger RNA from Colletotrichum higginsianum IMI 349063, 783 nucleotides. RefSeq lists its product as uncharacterized. Bases 1 to 783 code for a protein of 260 amino acids. Lineage: Eukaryota; Fungi; Ascomycota; Sordariomycetes; Glomerellales; Glomerellaceae. The record is from RefSeq and is a predicted model, not a curated record. The transcript has a single exon.